AAUGCAUGUAUAAUAUAAACGAUAAUGUUUUUGUUUUUAUAAAAAGUAAUUUUAAGAAAAUAAUUAUAAUGUCUGACGCUUGGGAAGAAAUUCAAGCUAUAAAAAGCAAACGCAAUAGUCUUCGUGAAAGACUUGAAAAACGUAAAAAAGAACGGCAAGAUAUACUAGGAUCAUCGAUUAUUGAGCAACCUGUUAUCCCAGCCGUAAAAACUUUAGGGAGCGAUUCCGCAAAUAAUAGUGGCGGUUCAAGUCCAAUUACAAAAGUAGUUGAUAUUGUGCAAACUGAAGACAGUGAUAGUGUAAAACCAGACCCAGAAGUUGAAAAAACAUUACUGAAAGCUUUAUGUGAAGUAUCGUUAACAUUACCCACUACAUCUAGAGAAAUUUCAACUUCAUUAGGCAAACGUUUGGGUAAAUAUGUUUCACAUCAAGCAAUUUGCAAUUUAUUACAAAAGUUCGCUACACAAUUACUCAUAAGCGUGAAAGAAGGCUGUAAAGAUGGUAAAACUCUCAUUGAAGUUGUAUCCGCUGAGCAUUCAAAAUUACUGGCAAUGGUUAAUGAUUUAUGUGGAGAAGAUAACACAAGAGAAUUAUCUGUCCAACCUGAUAAUGUCGGUGUAAUUGAAAGUAUCACAAAAAGAAAAGCAGAGGAUUCUGUUGAAAGUGAAACACCGAAUAAAGUUGUAAAAGUCGAUGAAGAAAAAAAGAAAGACAAAAAAGAUCCAAAAGCUGCUGAUAUUUUAUCAUUGUUGUCAAUGCCUUCGACAAAAGAAAAAGAAAAUAAAAAAGUUGGAGAAGAGAUACUAGAUUUAUUAAGUAAACCCACAGCUAAAGAAAAAUCAUUAGCAGAACGAUUUCGUUCACAAGGUGGUGCACAAGUUAUGGAGUUUUGUCCGCAUGGAACAAAAGCUGAAUGUAUGCGAACUAGUGGAAAACAAGUUUGCAAAAAACUGCAUUUUAAAAAAAUUAUUCAAAAACAUACAGAUGAACUUUUAGGAGAUUGUUCCUUUUUAAAUACAUGCUUUCAUAUGGAUACUUGCAAAUAUGUGCAUUAUGAAGUUGAUGGCCAAAUACAACCGAAAGAAGUAACAUCAAAAAGCGAAAAUAUUGAAAUAAAAACAGUUGGUCGUUUACAAGAAAGUACAAUAAUGUAUCCGCCACAAUGGGUACAAUGCGAUUUAAGAUAUUUAGAUAUGAAUGCCCUUGGAAAAUUUGCUGUUAUAAUGGCAGAUCCACCAUGGGAUAUUCAUAUGGAAUUACCAUACGGUACAAUGUCCGACGAUGAAAUGAGACAAUUAGGCAUUCCACAAUUACAAGAUGAGGGAUUAAUAUUUUUAUGGGUUACCGGAAGAGCUAUGGAAUUGGGCCGAGAAUGUUUAAAACUGUGGGGAUAUGAACGAGUAGAUGAAAUAAUUUGGGUGAAAACAAAUCAAUUACAACGAAUAAUUAGAACAGGUCGCACAGGACAUUGGUUGAAUCACGGCAAAGAGCAUUGUUUGGUUGGAAUGAAGGGUAAUCCAAAAAAUUUAAAUCGUGGUUUAGAUUGUGAUGUAAUUGUGGCUGAAGUGCGAGCCACAAGUCACAAACCGGAUGAAAUUUAUGGAAUGAUUGAACGAUUAUCACCGGGAACACGAAAAAUUGAAUUAUUUGGACGACCGCAUAAUGUACAACCAAAUUGGAUAACUCUUGGUAAUCAAGUUGAUGGUAUUCGAUUAGAGGAUCCUGAACUAAUUGCAUCGUUUCAGAAACGAUAUCCAGAUGGUAAUUGUAUGGGUCCACCACCAGAGACACAAUAAUUUUGUAAUUAUUUAUUUUAAUAAAUUUUAUGACAUCUA
Molecule: messenger RNA, 1835 nt
Organism: Chrysoperla carnea
Lineage: Eukaryota; Metazoa; Arthropoda; Insecta; Neuroptera; Chrysopidae
Gene: Mettl3
Product: N6-adenosine-methyltransferase subunit METTL3
Exons: 5
Coding region: 6-1796 (596 amino acids)
Cellular component (GO): RNA N6-methyladenosine methyltransferase complex; nucleus
Molecular function (GO): mRNA (2'-O-methyladenosine-N6-)-methyltransferase activity; mRNA m(6)A methyltransferase activity
Source: RefSeq, a predicted model, not a curated record